Dacryopinax primogenitus is the source of this 586-nucleotide messenger RNA. RefSeq lists its product as uncharacterized. The transcript is spliced from 5 exons. The record is from RefSeq and is a predicted model, not a curated record. Gene Ontology annotation, cellular component: GINS complex. Gene Ontology annotation, biological process: mitotic DNA replication initiation. The coding region runs from base 1 to 573 and encodes 190 amino acids. NCBI's taxonomy places the organism in Eukaryota, Fungi, Basidiomycota, Dacrymycetes, Dacrymycetales, Dacrymycetaceae.
AUGGACAACGACUACUGGUCAUUCGAGUCCUGCCUAUCUGAACAACAGAAGAUCCCAUGUACACUGAAGCUCGAAGUUGGAAAUCAUGGCAAUCUACUGGGUGCUAGUGAAUCGGACUUGCACGUCGGUGGGAAAGUUAGCAUUCCGAUGUGGCUUGCACCUACUCUGAUUCUGAAUGACUGGCUCGACUUCAACAUCCCGCCUCCUUUUAUGCAGCGAGUGAAGCGGGCGCUGAACGCGGAUGCGCGAAGCGUACGACUCUCAGCGCUAGUGGGGAACGGAGGAGAGUGGUACGGGUUUGGCAAACUGGUGGCCGAUAUUCUCGAGGAAUCCCAGGCGAAAGAGCUGCAAGGAGUGCUGCUCACGACAUUCAAAGAGCGCUUUGUAGACCUCAUGGACCAAGCCCAGCAUUUCGGCAGCCUGCCAGGUUCUGCAGCGGAUAACAUGGGUGACAGAGGAUCAGACUUCAGAGAAGGGUUAGAGAUGACAGAACGAGAGUUGUUUCUGCUUGGGCAGGAAAGUGCGAAAGCUGUACGACUAUGGUAUGAGAGUACGGACCGGAAGGAGCACUGAAGUACAUACCCGC